CACAACCAGCCUUUUCAUCACAUUCACUCAAAAAAAAAAACAACAAAAUUGACGCCGCGACUAUAAACACUUAUUAUGUCGCGUAUGGAGCCAGAAAGCUGUAGUAGCGAGGAGCACUCAGUCUCGUCACGCAUAACACUCUUCAAUCAGCACGUGGAGCAGCACCAGCACUGGCAACAAAUCAAUCCCUUCUCCCACUACAAUGUACGUGAUAUACCUAAGCGGUACUUUCUGAAGGAGGAAUAUGGACGAGCACCGUCCGGUAGUCGUUCGGAGCAGCGAGCACUGCGGGCACAGGUGCAAUCCCUUGAGGAGAUACUGAAACUAUGCGAGGUAAUAAAUACGUCGGGCAAUUGUGAUGGGGAGGAAUUGGACGCGAAGAAGGUGGCGGCGUCGUUGAAGUUCGGCACGCUUUUCGAGCUUUAUAAUACCAUCUCAGACAAGCUGUUGGGCACUUUGUUGCGCGCACGCAAAUACAACUACGUGAUCUUUGACGGCGAGACGCUAUUUCAAGGUCGCGAUGAUGCGGUCCUCGUGAAACUACAGCGACCAUUCCACGACCUACGUGCCGAAAUCGUGUCGAAAAUUGAGAACUUGCGCCUCAUUGAGACAGUGAAGGAGACCGAGCAGCCGGCGCUACGCAACACUCACUUUUCAUAAGAACUAUAAGUAUAAGCAAUAAAAGCGAGUCGAAUGGAACAUCA
Molecule: messenger RNA, 704 nt
Organism: Scaptodrosophila lebanonensis
Lineage: Eukaryota; Metazoa; Arthropoda; Insecta; Diptera; Drosophilidae
Product: actin-binding Rho-activating protein
Exons: 3
Coding region: 76-660 (194 amino acids)
Biological process (GO): positive regulation of Rho protein signal transduction
Molecular function (GO): actin binding
Source: RefSeq, a predicted model, not a curated record